Messenger RNA from Bactrocera neohumeralis, 1794 nucleotides. RefSeq lists its product as uncharacterized. The transcript has 7 exons. Bases 95 to 844 code for a protein of 249 amino acids. The record is from RefSeq and is a predicted model, not a curated record. Lineage: Eukaryota; Metazoa; Arthropoda; Insecta; Diptera; Tephritidae.
CUUUCUUUUUAAAUGAUACCUUUGUAAGAUGACAAUUUUCAUUGAGAAUACUAUACAUCGGUGGCAAAACGCCUGAACGUCAGUCAAGCUUUCUAUGACACAUGGAACACCGCCUCCUGAUUGGAGAAUGAACUUGAAGUGGAUCACUAAUGAAUGUAGUCCAUGCAGCCGUCUCUGUAGAACUGGCUACCGUGACCGCUUGGUGGUAUAUGCAGAGAAGAAUAAUGGCAUCAAGACAACGCAUUUGUGGCCUUUUCAGAAAUUUGGCGAUUCGAGAGGACAUUACAUGCUGUUCGACAAGGGUCUACUUUUAGGCAUCAACUUGGAAAAUUUCAAACAGGACGAGCCUGGUCUGCAGAUCCUUGCAGCGUCCGAUGCAUAUGCCUCAUCAUCGUUUACAACGCUAGAAGAAACGAAUGGCGGCAGGAGCAGCAACGUUAACGCUGACGGCAAUGUUUGGCACGAACAGGAAGCAACAGACCAUAUAACGUCAUCAUUAGUUCUACAACAAACGCUGCCAACAGUUGGCAUUGCCGUUGGCGCAACACACGAGGCGGACUCACCACAUUCACCGCACGCCAGGUGGCAGAAGCAGGGCAAGCUGGUGACAGCUACAACGGCCACAAGAAACCACGUCACGUACAAAUGGUGUAUCGGCGAGUGGUCGGAGUCUUCAGGGAAGUGCGGAAAAGUGGGCGGCGCAGGUUUACGGCAUCGCACAAUAUUGUGCCACACGCCCGCAUAUAAUUCGCUGGAAUCACACGUGGAAGCGGACAUCGAAACGGUCGACAAUGCGUACUGUGAGGAUUAUGGACUAAGCCUUCCUGACACGUUUGAAAUGUGAAGCCAGAAAGAGUUGGGAGACUGGCGAGUUGACUUCUUGCAGCACUAACAUUGCUUUGGACGCAACGCAGCCAUACAAAAGCGUGAGGUGAAAUGUCGCUUUGCAAAUGGCGGUGAGGCGACGGAUGCCUGCAGUGUGUCACAGCGUCUCAUUAGCCGACAGGAGUUUUAUAGUGAGCGUUGCAAGGGGGUUUGGCGUGUGAAGCCAUGGUCUAUUUUUCUCUCUCUCUUUUCAUGUGUUGCAGUGCAUGGUUGCUAUUGUGGUCGCCAAGGAAUUAAAUCCCGCAUUUUACAGUGUAUUUAAUAUGGCACUCACCGACUAGCAGGCAAUGCCUGGCGACAUCAGCCGUGUCCAGCAGUUAUGAAAGUGUGAAAAAGACCCUCAUGCUUUGCACGAACUUUUGAUCAAUGCAAGGACGCUUCACGGUAUUGCCGCAAUGUGUGGUCGAUGGGUUUGUGCAGAUUACACCGUUACCAAAAAAAAUGCUGCAAGUCCUGCCAAUUCAAUAUAUAUUACAAUAAACAACAACAAAUAUUGGCAAAGUUAAGCAAAAGUAUAAAAGUCAAGGCUGCAGUGCAAACGCAUAGAACACAACAACACAAAUAACCUACACAUAAAACAGAAGCUCUCGAACUACACAAACUGAAGAUAAAAAAUAAAUGUGAAUAUUCAACGGGCCACCAGCGAUUAAUGUAAAAUUGAGAAAUUCAUGAAGCGAAAAUGUUAAAUAAGCAGAAAGACAUACAAACACAUACAUACAUUCAUACACUUACACUGUGCGAACCGCAAGCCAAACAAUUGAAGCGCAUGAUUUGAGGGCAAGCAAAUUACUGCUCAGUACUAAAUUAUUCAUAAAAUAAAUAUUUAAGUAUAUUGACUGAGUGCGACCAAAUUAUUUGAAUGAAGGCAAAUAAAUAAUAAUAUCCAAGGUAAAUCCAAAUAAAAACUAA